This is a messenger RNA of Acinonyx jubatus (cheetah), 3106 nucleotides long. Its product is annotated as translation initiation factor IF-2-like. Lineage: Eukaryota; Metazoa; Chordata; Mammalia; Carnivora; Felidae. The transcript is spliced from 8 exons. Bases 589 to 1554 code for a protein of 321 amino acids. The record is from RefSeq and is a predicted model, not a curated record.
GUACCUCUCACCCACCCCACCCCCCUCCCCGACAAAAGAUACAAGGACAGAGAUAACCACGGGCCCGAGAGAAGCAGCCAAAAGGAAGUGUCCAUAUUGCAGCGCUAAAAACCCUAGAACUCCCACCCCACCAAGACAGCGUCCUCGAGAGGCCCCCAGGGCGCCCGCUGGAGGAGGGGCCAGAGAGUGCCGGGGUCGGCCACCCCUACAUCCGGGACCCGCCCCUGUCCCCCGAACGCCCGGCAAUCCUGGGGCUUGAAGUUCACUCCAGGCAGCGUCAGGCGCCUCCCUGGGCACUACUUGGCUGGGCCCAGCCAGUCCGUCUGGGACCAGGACUCCACGCCCGGCACGUCUCGUCCCACUUCGAGGCGGGGUAGGGGGCGCCGCACACACUCCCGAGGGGCUUGGGGCACUUCCUCUAACAGCAGAUGCGCCCUGAGUUGAGCCCUAAGCGUGCCCGGGGCCACCUCCGAACCUUCCCGGAGAGCCGGCACCCCUCGCAGCGGUUUCCGCCAGACGACACCCGUUCCCAGGCGGUCAUUACCUCUCACGAAAAACUCCUAACUCGACCCUCCUAACACGACCCUCAUGGAGCCGCGCUCCCCUCAGUUCGACACCCCCCGGGAACCCACACAGGACUCAAGCCGCGCGCAGGGGAGAACCCCGUGCCGGCGCCAAUUCCUCACAGGACAAAAAUGUCCGGGCGCGUCACGGGACAGCCGCCUCCGCGCCCCACGCCGGGAGCCGGCCGCACGCGCUGCCUCCGCGCCCGGGAGCUGUGCCGCGGGCCGGGGCGGGGAGCGCGGACGCCCGGCAGCGCCCGCCCAGGAGGGCGCUACUCCGCGGGAACUCACCGUCUGCUCUGCAGCCGCAGCGCGGAGGCAAGGAACGGGCAGGGGAAGACACAAUAUGGCAGAGCACCACAGCUGCUCCCGGCGGCUUCCAGCAGCCGCCUCCGGGAAGACGCGGCAAAGAGCAGGCAGCGGCAGCUGCGGUGGCGGCCGCGGCAGCACCACAUCCCCCUCCCGUUCGCUUCCUCCCCCUCCCUGCACCCUCCCCCGCUGCCAUGGCAACGCGGCGCCAAGGAGAUUAGCCCCGCCCUUCCCUCCGGUCCCCGCCUCUCGCGGCCACCUCCGGAGGGGGCUCGGCCCGCCUCCCGGUAUCUCCUCCCACCUCCUACCUAAGGGCGGGCCCCGGACCUCGCAGGCCUUGGGGAACUGCGGGUGGGAAGGAAGGGAGAUGCGGUGUCCGGAAGGGCGGGGUUCGCACGGAAAGCAGGGCGGAGACGUGGUGGGCCAGUGCCGGUUUCGGGCUGAGGAGGGGCUGGGAAGGCGGGAAAAAUGGAAAGGCCUCGCCUGUCCCGGCAGGACCUAUAGGAGUGUGGCGGAGCGCGGCGCGGCCGGUGAGUGGCCAAGAAGGCGCGGGGGCGGGGCCAGGGUGGCCUUCCCGGCUGGUCGGCUGGAGAAGCCUGUGCUGGGACUGCAGCGACGACCCCCAACAGCCCGAGCUUCUGUGGGUUUCCCCAAGAGCUUUCCGCCAUGGGUCGGGCUUUGAAAGCGCUGUAGGAAGCGGUAAAGCAUUAAUAUGAACUUAAAGUGAUAUCACACUCGCUUCACUGAAAUUUUAAGUGGAAACUGAGCUCAGCGUGUUUGUGGUGAAAAAAAGGACUUUGGAAUCAGAUCCAAAAUUUAAUAAGCAUCGCAUUUCCUGAGCCCUCCUUAAGUGCUAGGGACUGAGCUUCCAGCUAAGAUCGAACACGGCUAUCAUUCAUCACAUAGAAAAACCAACUACAGAUAAAAGGAAACAAAUAAUUUUUGACCUACUACUUGUCAGGAAAACAGAGGAAAGGAAAUUAAGAUUACUUGAGGAAGAACUAAGCACUUAAUAUGUGUCAUUACACUUAAUUCUCACAAAAGUCCUAUUUCACAGAGGGUAAAAUGGAGCAUCAGUUAAGGUCCCAUGUGUCUUCUCAUUCUGGAAACCAGGCAGAAAAGACAGCCCUUUAUGAGAUAUGCCAUUCUUGGGGCAGAAGGAAAGAGCUAGACCCUGUUAACUUAAAUAACCUCCAUGGAUGUGGCAUAUGCAAGUGCUCAAGCCAGACACAGGGUGUCACAGCACCUAGAUACAACAUGGCAACCAAGCAAGGCUAUUCCUCAGGAAAACUGUAAGGUAACAGCCAGUAUCAGUUGCCAAACACAUGAGUGAAGAAGCCUUCAUAUUAUUCCAACUCCAGCCUUAGAGCCUUCUAGCUGAGGCCCCUUCAUCACAGUAGAGGAGGAAAUGAGAGAAUAAGGCUUUUGUGUGGAGAGACCAAGAAGGCAUGGGUGUGUAUUUGAAGAAUAGACACGUUCGGAACCUAUUGGUUUCAGGUCACAGAUGUCAAGGACCCAUUCUUGAAGAGUUGUUUCAGUCCUACAGACAUGCCAAGUUAAUUUCCUUUUAAAAGAAACAAACAGUAUUAAACUAAAAAGUUUCUGCAUAGCAAAGGAAACAAUCAACAGAAUGAAGAGACAACCUACAGAAUGGGAGAAAAUAUUUGCAAACCAUACAGAUGAUAAGGGGCUAAUAGACAAAAUAUAUAAGAAACUCAAACCACACAAUAGGUAAUCAUCAUCAUCAUCAUCAUCAUAAUAAUAACUCAAUUAAAAAAUGGGAAGGACCUGAAUAAACAUCUCUCAAAAGAAGACAUACAAAUGGUCAACAGAUAUAUGAAAAGGUGCUCAAUAUCACAAAUCAUCCAGCAAAUGUAAAUUAAAACUGCAAUGAGAUAUCACCUAAACUCUGUUAGAGUGGCUACAAUAAAAAAGACAAAAGCUAACAAGUGUUGGUGAAAAUGUAGAGAAAAGGGAUAUCUUGUACCCUGUUGGUUGAUUAUAAAUUGGUGUAGUCAUUGUGGAAAACAGUAUGGAGAUUCCUCAAAAAAUUAAACAUAGAACUACCAUAUGAUCCAGCAAUCCAACUUCUGGGUAUAUACACAAAGGAAAUAAAAUCAGGAUCUCAAAGAGAUAUCUGCAAUGCCCAUGCUCACCAAAGCAUUAUUCACAAUAGUCAAGACAUGGAAACAACCCAAGUGUCCAUCAACAGAUAAAUGGAUAAAGAAGAUAUG